AUGACGGACGUUGAAAGCGGAGCGGCCGUGACCGCGACAGAAGCACCGUCGAAUGCAACAGCCAAACAGGAACAGUCUCCUGUUCAAAGAAAUGGCGGAGCAGUGAAAGAUGACGGCAGUACAGUGCACUCCGCUCCUGUUCCAUACUAUAAUGGUGGAGCUCAAAUGAAGCGUCCACCGCCGCCACAACCGCCUCCAAAGAUGUUCUUUGCUCCGCAAAAGUACGGAUUUUUCACAAUGAACAACGUAGAGCAGAGAUGGAGAGAUGAUCCCGACAAAGAGAAAAAAUCUCAGGCAGAUGAUAUAAUCGCAAAUGUUACAGAAAAAUUCUUUCCUGGAGCGAAAAGAGCUGCAGAGCCAACUCUACCAGUUGGUCCCCCGUUCAUGCCCGCGCCACCAGGGAUGCCGGGUAUUCCACCUCCUCCGUUCAUAAUGCCACCUGCUCCCCAAGGUCCUCCAAAGGAUGCUAAGAGAAUCAAGUUUAAUGACGAGGAUAGUGAUGAGAACGAAUUGUUUGCGAAAUUGCUUUACAAGAAGUUGAAAUCGAUUGCAAGCCGCAAACGUCUGGAGAUUCUACAUGUUUCCAUUAUGGAGAUGGUGAGACAAGCUCAAGAAGAGGAUGAAAGAGAGAGGGGUGUGGUGAACACUGGCUCUAUUCCGGCUCCACCACCAACCACAACUUAA
Molecule: messenger RNA, 684 nt
Organism: Haemonchus placei
Lineage: Eukaryota; Metazoa; Nematoda; Chromadorea; Rhabditida; Trichostrongylidae
Source: the annotation of a GenBank genome assembly